UCUUGCACCCCCCACAGCGAGAUCCAGUCCUCUGCAUCUGCAGCGAAUCUCGUCCGUGGAGGGAUUGCCGGACCUGCUGAUCGCCGAUGCUUAUCGCUCCCGCCGCUUCGCAGCAGAGAAGACGCCCGUCCGGCCUCUCGUCUUGGCGAUUGCGCCUAACGCUUGCGCCUGCUCUGACUUGCUCUGUUGUCGUCCCUUGCACCAUGUUGCUUUUUUUUUUCUCGUCGAUCAUUGAUAAGCUCCCAAGUAAUGAGUCCGCCACUAUCUCCAGGGCGAGGACCAAAGGGGCAGCAUGCGUGUGGGAUUGUCUUUCUGGUUGCUCUGGUAGUAGUGCCUUCCUUUUCCUACUUUUGCACUUCAGUCGACCUGCGCUCUAAGGAUCGGACCGACAUUGCCGUAUUCGUGCGUAAGUACACCUGCAAAACUCCU
Molecule: messenger RNA, 429 nt
Organism: Microstroma glucosiphilum
Lineage: Eukaryota; Fungi; Basidiomycota; Exobasidiomycetes; Microstromatales; Microstromataceae
Exons: 1
Coding region: 87-377 (96 amino acids)
Source: RefSeq, a predicted model, not a curated record